Messenger RNA from Bradysia coprophila, 869 nucleotides. RefSeq lists its product as uncharacterized. NCBI's taxonomy places the organism in Eukaryota, Metazoa, Arthropoda, Insecta, Diptera, Sciaridae. The record is from RefSeq and is a predicted model, not a curated record.
AACACAUUUUCAUAUUUUUUUUAUUCGAAUAUAAUAGUGGCUCGAAGUGUUAUUGAGGAAUACAAAGUUUCUUUUGUAGAAAUAAAUAAAUUUCGGUCUUUGAUUUGUAUUGAUUUUGCGAAAAUUAUUAUUCUUACGCGUUUGUGAUAAUCAACAUUCAGUCAAAAUAAUAAAAUGCCUAGAGGAAAAUAUGUCAAUCACAAAGGUAGAAGUCGUCACUUCACCAGUUUCGAGGAGUUGGAAGAGGAGCGCAAAAAUAAACUAAAGAAACAGCAAGAAAGAGGUGACGAUGAAGAUAGCUCGGAGGAAGAAGAAGAGGAUAAGUCUAGCGAUGACGGUAGUGACGAAUCAGACAGUGAUGAAAGCGAAGACGAAAACAAAAAAGCCAAAGGAGUGUCCGGUCUAAUUGAAAUUGAGAAUCCAAAUCGAGUUCAAAAGAAAUCGGCCGAAAAGGUAACGAAAGUGAAUACAGCCGGACCGUCGAAGCCAGAAUUGUCGCGACGUGAACGGGAAGAAUUGGAAAAACAGAGAGCACAAGCCAAUUACCAGAAAUUGCAUGCGGAGGGCAAAACUGAUCAGGCUCGCGCUGAUUUGGCACGAUUAGCUAUAAUUAAACAACAUAGAGCCGAGGCAGCUGCACGACGAGAGGCUGAAAAGAAAGAGAAGGAAGAAAAGAGCAAGAAAACAUAGUAGGAACUGAUGCGGCAAUACUCGAUGGCAAUUGAUAAAAGAAUUGGUUCAUGCUGGAUGCGAAUCCUGUUUUGUUUGAAUUUCAAUUAUUUCUACAUCAUCCUAACAAAUUUUUAUAUACGAAACGAACGAGGGAAAUGAAUUCAUGAAAUUAAAUUAAUUCAUUUGUUUCAACUGAA